Racocetra persica is the source of this 707-nucleotide messenger RNA. Lineage: Eukaryota; Fungi; Glomeromycota; Glomeromycetes; Diversisporales; Gigasporaceae. The record is from the annotation of a GenBank genome assembly.
AUACAAAGCCACAAUGGUUUUUCAAAAAGCUAAAAGAUCUUGGUAAAAUAAAGGAAAAACUUUUAGAACUCCCUAUAACUGACCCAUUUUAUUGUUUCAUAGUAAAUUUCAACAAUUUAGCAUUUAAAAAGUAUAAUCCAAAUUUUGAACCUUCACCUCAAAUAGAAUUAAAUUCUAAUUUAGAAGAUUUAUACCAAAAUUAUUGUAAACAAAUUAUGAAGUCAUGUCCUGAACAUCCUGCAAAGUAUAUUGUCGAACAAAAAAGGUGGCAUCAUCAGCCACUAUUUGGAUUAUCUUCAUCUGCUUUUAAUCAAGCCCAGGAAUAUUUUAAUGAUAUUGAGGUUACAGAAGAAAAUAUUAUUUUUGAUGAAAUUAUAAAUAAAGAGAAUGAAACAAAUUAUCUUCAGCCAAUUGGAAAUUCUGAAUCCUACUAUGAUGAUAUACGUGUUUAUCCUCGAAAGAUACAGCUUAUAUUAUUACAUUUUAAUUCAGAAAAGCUUCGAUUCUCUUGGUUGGCACGUGAAGAGAUUAUUCCUACCUCUUUUGAAAACCAUGAUGUGGAAUCAAUAAUUGAGAUCUAUUUAAUUGUAAAAGAAAUCAUGAAAGAAAAUUAUGAAGUAAUUUUAAAAAUAAUACAAGAAAUAGAAAGGAAUUUUUCUCAAGAGAGAUCUAUUCAGUCAAUUGAAUAUCUUAAGAAAGUUAUUUGA